AUGGCCUUGCUAUGGGUCGCGCGCUUCGUUCAACGCCACAACUAUUGCUGGAUGAUGAAAAAGACGAUGGGUAUGAAUCGUCAGAAGGCAGAGAAUAAGGAUAUUGUAUUAGAAUGGUAUAAUCCGCUUCAGGAGGUUAUCACAGAUGAAGGGAUUGUACCUGAUGACAUUCGGAACAUGGAUGAGACAGGAUUCCGGAUCGGCAUCGGCAAAAGCGCAGCUAUCGUCAUUACGAGGCGUACAAAGAGUCAUUAUUUCGGCAUCCCUCAAAACCGCGAGUCGGCAACAGCUAUUAAAGCUAUCUCGGCAGCUGGCGAGGCUAUCCCUGCGUUCCUGAUACUAUCCGCGGUAUCACAUUCGGCGCGUUGGUACGACCCAAUCAACAACUUGAAGCCUAAUACGAGGGUUGCAAUUGCCGAUACAGGAUACUCGAAUGAUCAGAUAUCGUACGGAUGGCUUCAACACUACGAGGAACAUUCGCGAUGCCUUCAGGUCGGCGCCAAACGCCUCCUACUUCUCGACGGGCACGGAUCUCAUCAUACACGAGAGUUCAUCAAAUUCUGUGAUGAUCACGGCAUCAUUCCAUUCGGCCUGCCCCCGAAUCUAACGCAUCUGCUCCAGCCUCUUUGA
Molecule: messenger RNA, 630 nt
Organism: Penicillium canescens
Lineage: Eukaryota; Fungi; Ascomycota; Eurotiomycetes; Eurotiales; Aspergillaceae
Product: DDE superfamily endonuclease
Exons: 1
Coding region: 1-630 (209 amino acids)
Cellular component (GO): nucleus
Molecular function (GO): DNA binding
Source: RefSeq, a predicted model, not a curated record